UCGGCUCGGAGGGUCGAGGAUGCGCCGUCACGGAUCGGGAAACCGGCAAGACGCCGUCGCAGCUAUCGGUUUGAGGAAGCGCAUUCGCAAGAAGAUACAUAAGCUUACUGAAUCAGUUAUUGCGACUCGUUCCAACAUUGUUACCACUAUGGAGAAGCAGAUGGUACGCAGGUUUUUGGAAUCCAUAUUCCAGGUCUAUGCUUGUGCUGAUGGCACUUGUUCUGUUAUUGUGCAUACACUAACAUCUACUGAUGUCAACAAAAAGCAGAUGAGGCUACCAAUGCGUGCGGUUCCAGAUGACUUGGAGAUAACUGGAGAUAUCACUGUUCGAUUCUAUCCAGCUGUGAGUGUUACUGGAUCAUACAAGGUGCUCCUUAAUGAUGAUGGGCGUGUAAAGAUUGAUUGUUGGAAGGACUUCAUCAAGGAGGCCGGCUGGGAAGUCAAUAGGAAGAUAGUGAUGCUGUUUUGCCGCGGCAACGGUUUCACCUGGCUGUUUGCUAACCCUCUCCAUGGUUAGGAUGUGGAAAUCUAGCUUCUAUGUGUUAGACUCAACUGGUGUCUUAUGUUAUUAUUAAGUGUUAUGUUAAAGUUCUGCACUUGGACCUGGUUUAAGUUACUGCAAGCAAGUGCUAGCAGUGGUGUCUUAGUUUGUCAAGUUUGAUGCACUUGGACCUUCUUUAAGUAAGUGCAAGCAAGUUUUAGAAGUGGUGUCCGAUUUUGUUAAGUUGGAUGUUGGAGCUGUGCACUUGGAACUUGGUUUAAGUAAGUGCAACCAAGUGGUUGGUGGUACCAAUUAAAUCACUUUUGAUGCUGUA
Messenger RNA from Lolium rigidum, 815 nucleotides. RefSeq lists its product as uncharacterized. The transcript has 3 exons. Lineage: Eukaryota; Viridiplantae; Streptophyta; Magnoliopsida; Poales; Poaceae. The record is from RefSeq and is a predicted model, not a curated record. Bases 20 to 517 code for a protein of 165 amino acids.